Messenger RNA from Neurospora tetraspora, 1285 nucleotides. RefSeq names its product thiamine pyrophosphokinase. The transcript is spliced from 3 exons. Gene Ontology annotation, molecular function: thiamine binding; ATP binding; thiamine diphosphokinase activity. NCBI's taxonomy places the organism in Eukaryota, Fungi, Ascomycota, Sordariomycetes, Sordariales, Sordariaceae. Gene Ontology annotation, biological process: thiamine diphosphate biosynthetic process; thiamine metabolic process. The coding region runs from base 155 to 1063 and encodes 302 amino acids. The record is from RefSeq and is a predicted model, not a curated record.
AGAGACAAACAGCACAACUUAAUAUAUAACAACCUCUGUUCUUGGAUCAAACUAAGUUCGGAUUAAUAAAGCUUCCCUCUCACUUACGUUCACCACUACCCAGCUCUACCAGCUGAACAACUACAGAGGGUGUGCAAUACAUCCGGAUGAAACAAUGAGCACAACCAACGGCGCCACACAGACAACCGGGGCGACCGGUGAGGACCAGAUUUUCGAAUGGUAUCCCAUUGAUUUGUUACGGGAUUAUGAGCAGCAGAAGAAGGAUCAAUUGCAGAAUGGCUCAAAUGGAACCACUCACAAGACCGGACGAUUCGCACUGGUCGUUCUCAACCAACCACUUACUCAUUUGGGGUUGGUAAAGCGCCUGUGGAAGAACGCAUCUAUCCGCGUCGCUGCCGACGGAGGCGCAAACUGUCUUUAUGACGUCGCCGGCAAGAACGGCGACCAUGAGUUUGAUGACCUCACAGCAAUCAUAGGCGACCUCGACUCCCUCACCACCGAAACCCGCACUUACUUCACCACCCACUCCUCUUCCCCCACCGCCAGCAAAACCGCCAUCAUCCACGAACCCAGCCAAUACUCAACCGACUUCGCCAAGUCCGUUGACUACCUCCGCGGUCCCUCCUGCUCCAAACCCGACGCUCCACCGCCCGACAUCGUCGCCAUCGGCGGUCUCGGCGGCCGCGUCGACCAAGGUCUCUCCCAGCUUCACCACCUCUACCUCUUCCAAUCCUCGCCCACCUACGCCGACGGGCGUAUGUACUUGUUCAGCGGGGAAUCGCUCACCUUCCUGCUCAAAUCGGGAACCCAUCGAAUCCGGGUGAGGGAACCAGGUCAGACAAACCAGCCGGAGAAAGACGUGUUCGCCAAGUGGGUGGGGAUCCUACCGGUCAAAGAGCCGAGCAGGAUCUGGACGAAAGGACUGGAGUGGGAUGUGGAGGAUUGGCCGACCGAGUUUGGCGGGCAGGUGAGCACGAGCAAUCAUGUGUUGCCGGGGACGGAGGUGGUGGAGGUCAGGGCGACGAGGGAUGUGUUGUUUACUAUUGCGCUGAGGGACGUUUAGGGGGUGUCCUUUGGUGUGGUGGGGAGGAGACGCAUGACGGGGGAUUGGUUGGGUAGGGUGUGGUGAGGUAAGAGGCCCGCCCGGCUUGAGAGGAGAGACCAGAGGUAGGAAUGGGAGGUUAUCUGCUGUGAAAUGGUUACGAUCCGGUCAUUCUUGUUGCAUACAUGGCGGUUAAAGGGAAAGGGCAUAUGGUACCUUUUAGAUGAAAUUGUUCACGCCUUG